AUGGCUGAACAUCAAGCACAAUUAGAGCAACAGCAAAUGGUGGCAAAUUCUUAUACAAAAGAAAAUUUUUUGGAGUUUAAAGCUGCAAAAUUGCCAGAGAUUCGCGAAUAUUCCUUAAAUUCUGUUCGUGAAAGUACUAAACCUCAAACAUUCACGAGUCAAAGUAACUAUGUUUCCAAUAAACAAAAUUAUUUCAUUAGCUCUUUAAAUUUAAACGAGAAUAAAGCAGAUUUGCAGCAAACUCGCGAAUAUUCCGUGAAAACAAUUCCAGCAAAUUGCCAAACAGGCCUUAAAUCGAAAAAAUUCGCCAAUCUUAUGAAUGGAGGUUUAAAUACAAAAGAUAUGAGUUCAGCUUCAGCUACUUUCAUGACAAGAAAACAGAAUAAUGAUGAUUUGCAACAUAUUCGCGAAUAUUCCUCAAAUUCGUUACGUGAAACUUUUAAACAUCAAAAAUUGACCAGUGAAAUUAAGGUUGCUGUAAACAUGAGGAAUCUGAAGACGAAUUUAAUCAGUACCUUCAACCCAAAUGAUAAUAAAGCAGAUUUCCAACAUUUUCGCGAAUAUUCCCGGAAAACUAUGGAAAAAAGAACCAGUUUUAAACCUCAAAAAUUCUACCAGAAGCGACAAGAAGAUUUAAUUACCAGGAUUAUAAGAUCAACUUCAAACACUUCCUUGAUACGAAAAGAAAAUAUAGUAAAUUUCGAUAAAACUCGCGAAUAUUCCCCAAAUCUCAAUUGGAUAAAUUUGAAAACACAAAAAAUUAAGAAUAAAAGAAAUUUGGUUUCAAAAUCUAAGAAUUUGGGAUCAAAUUUCAUAAAAUCACUUGAGGAUAAAGAAGAUUUAGGAAAAAUUCGCGAAUAUUCCCCGAAACGAAAUACCAAAACGUUUAAAUCUCAAGAAUUGAAGGGUGAAAGCAAAAUUUCUUUAAAUACCAAUAACUUAAGAACCUCAUUAAUAAAAACCGAGAAUAAAGUAAACUGGAAUUAUAUUUUAAAACAUUCGCGAGAGUUAAGGGAAAAUCAAUUUAGGGAUUUGAAAAAUCCCCCUAAAAUCUUGAAAAUUCUGGAGGAAAAUUUAACUUUAAAGAAAUUAAAAACUCUAGAAAACUUCCUCAAAGUAGACACUAUAGUUUUAUUUGGCUCUGAAGAAGCCUUAGGGAAAUUUUCACCCAUUUUUACUUUACAACAUCCGCCUCGUUUAAUAAUAUCGGACUUUAAAGAGCAAGAACUAAGGAACUUUUUCAGCAGUAAUAUAUUAAGUUUGGUGUUUCUGGACUCUCGGGCGUCUAAAGAUGAAACGCUGCUAAAUACUGUUAAGAGAUCUUUGAAUAGAAGACGUUUGAAAAAAGUCAUUUUCAUAACUGAAAACCCCAUUACCGAAAGCCCUAAUCCAUCUCAACGAUUUGAGCAAUUCUUUAACUGGCUGCAUGUUCAAGGUUUCUGGAAUAGUUUACUAAUGGAUUUAGAAGGCAAUUCCUUGGCUUUUGUUAAUUUAUCAAAGAAAUUUAUAAGGGAUCUUACACUCCCCGAAUUUUUGCAAAUCAACAUUAAUUGGAAGGAUCUAAAGGGAUUUCCCAUACGCUGUUCCAUGGGCUCUAAUCCUCCCAGGACUUAUAUAUAUCAUGACGGGUCUCAUGAAGUUUCUUUAAAGGGUUAUUAUGGCACCAUUAUAAAUCUAUUUGCCAAGUAUUAUAAUGCCUCGUUAAAACCCUUUCUUUUAACCGAUAUGGAUUACUAUACCGAACUGGAUUGUGUGAGAUAUAUUAAAGAACGUAAAGUGGAUAUAUGCGGUGAUGUUUUAACCAUUAAUCCCGAAUAUGUGAUAACCCAACCGGAAGAGGUUUCAGCCAGUUAUUUAAUGGUGCCGUAUGAUAAGCCUUUGGCUCGUUUUUAUUACUUUCUGAAACCUUUUCAACUGCAUGUCUGGACCAUAGUGAAUUGUAGUUUUUUCUAUAAGGUCAUUACACUCGCCUUUAUACAUCGUCUGCAGCAUGGCACCUGGAAUGCCAGUCAACAGAUCCUAUAUGCCACUUUGUCGGUAAUGUUUCUGCCCUUUCACUUGACUAAAGUCAAAGGUCCCUAUCGUAAGUUUCUGGAACUAAUCAUGAUCUUAGUGGGUUUUGUGGUGGCCAAUUGGUAUUUAUCCGUAUUAUCCAGUCUUCUCUUUGCUCGUCUCUAUUCCCAUGAUAUUAAAACCCUAGAAGACUUAGCUCAUCAUAACAUCUCCAUCAUGGUUAAUGAUUUCGAUGUUUAUCUUCUAAAUAUCACCGAUAAUGAUCCCAUUAUAAUGCAGCAACUAAUAGUGGUAUCCAAUGAUGUCUUACAGCAUCAUCGCCGUAAUCUGGAUCCUCAUUAUGCCUAUUACAGUCAAUCGGAUAAAAUCGAAUUCUAUUUACAUCAACAAAAAUUUUUACUACGUCCACAUAUGAAAGUUUUAACUGGUAUACCACCUAUAAAUGAAGCUUUAGCCGGCAUACCCAUGAGUCCAAAUUGGCCCUUUCAACAUUUGCUUAACGAUUUUAUGAGGCGUAUAGCAGUAAGUGGUUUGUAUCAACGGCUAUUGGUAAAUGCUCGAGAAGAGGGUAUUUUGACGGGUUAUUUGCACUAUUUCCCCACCGAGCAUCAUUAUGUGGAGCCCUUGUCUAUUGAAUAUUUUCAAAUGCCAGCCAUGCUUUUGGCCGUGGGUUACAGUUUGGCUUUGGGGGGAUUUCUUUUGGAACUAUUCGUGUUUAAGGAGUUUUAA
This is a messenger RNA of Lucilia sericata (common green bottle fly), 2742 nucleotides long. RefSeq lists its product as uncharacterized. The transcript has a single exon. Lineage: Eukaryota; Metazoa; Arthropoda; Insecta; Diptera; Calliphoridae. The record is from RefSeq and is a predicted model, not a curated record. Bases 1 to 2742 code for a protein of 913 amino acids.